AUGCAAAGAACUGCUCUUGCUGAUCAGAAAGUAGCGACGGGUAUUGAUGCUUAUUGGGAUCCAAUGGCUCGUGUUGAGGGUUUAGAGGCGCAAGUUGCUGCAGACUUUGAGGAAUUAACACAAUUGAUAGGAGCAACAGAGGCACGACGGCAACGGUUGCUGCUGCGUCAAUCCUUAAGAAGAGCGGAGAAACUUCAUGACCCCCUCAGCCAAGAAAGGAGUGAAUAUUUUGGCCAACAGGACAUAGAGGAGCCUCCCAUUCCUCCUCAUAGACCCGAGAGGUUUUGGGACCCGAGUGUUUCCUUAAGAAGAGUAUUAAAGAAUAAAAAUUUGCCUAUAACAUGGAAGGAUUUACAUAUAUUAGGUAAUUUUAUAGGACCAACAGGAUUACUUCUUCCUCGUCGUCUAACUUUUGCGUCGCGAAUUCAGCAAAAAUUUAUUUAUAAGGCUGUUGCUGCUGCUCGUCGUGUUGCUCUCUUUCCUUAUGAUCGUAAACCCUCACCCCAGCAACAAAUGCCUCUUAUGGAUCCUAUUCAAUUUCUAGCAGAUGAAUUAACUCACCGUGUGGCGGCUAAUGGCGAUCUUCGCGCAGAAGCAAUUUUAAGGGUUUUAAUGCAACGAUACCCUAAAUUAGAUUAUUUCAGGUACCCUAAACCCUAA
Eimeria maxima is the source of this 660-nucleotide messenger RNA. RefSeq names its product ribosomal protein S18 domain containing protein, putative. The transcript is spliced from 6 exons. Gene Ontology annotation, molecular function: small ribosomal subunit rRNA binding; structural constituent of ribosome. Gene Ontology annotation, biological process: translation. The record is from RefSeq and is a predicted model, not a curated record. The coding region runs from base 1 to 660 and encodes 219 amino acids. NCBI's taxonomy places the organism in Eukaryota, Apicomplexa, Conoidasida, Eucoccidiorida, Eimeriidae. Gene Ontology annotation, cellular component: mitochondrial small ribosomal subunit; ribosome.